GGAGCCUGGCAGGGACGGUCUUCUGACAAGUGGCCUCUGGAGGACGCCCAAGAAGAAAGGACCCAGCCGCCGGGCCUCCUCUCCCUCGGGCCCCGAGGUCAUGGCCCCGCAGAGGGGGUCACUGCUUCUGCUGGCCCUCAGCCUGGGCCUGGCCGGUGCCCAGAAGACCCUAGACGACGUGCCGGUACAGCCCGGGUUUAAUGCCCACGAGGUGGAGGGACGCUGGCUGACUGUCCAGCUGGCUGCCAGCCGCGCCCACCUGGUCUCCCCAGACGACCCCCUGAGGCUCGGCCUCCAUUCCAUUUGGACGCAGGGCGAGGACGUGGAGUUCGUCUUGUUCUGGACGGGAGAGGGGGUGUGCAAAGGAGUGAACAUCACCGUCCACCCAACCGGGCUCCAAGGCCAGUUCCAAGGCUCCUUGGAGGGAGGCGCCAGCGUGCACAUCUGCUUCGUGAGCACGGACUACAGCAGCCUCAUUCUUUACGUCCGCCUCGAGGAUGCCGGCGAGGUCACCAGCCUGUGGGCUCUUCUGGCCAGAAGAACACGUGGGGACCCCACGUGGCUGCGGAAGUUCCUCGAGUACGUGGCCAGAUUCCACCUGCAGAAAGCCCCCAUCUUCAACCUCGACGCCCGGUGCCCCGCAGCUGAAGCCUAGGUCAGGGCCGCCGGAGAUGUCCUGCCUGGCCCUCCUGACCCCUGCCCUGGCCUCCCUCCCCUCCCCCUGCCUUGCUUGCCCUGGGGCCUCCCGAA
This is a messenger RNA of Lontra canadensis (Northern American river otter), 750 nucleotides long. RefSeq names its product uterocalin. The transcript is spliced from 6 exons. Gene Ontology annotation, molecular function: small molecule binding. NCBI's taxonomy places the organism in Eukaryota, Metazoa, Chordata, Mammalia, Carnivora, Mustelidae. The record is from RefSeq and is a predicted model, not a curated record. Bases 101 to 655 code for a protein of 184 amino acids.